CGUUGCUUUCUAACCUCUCUAACAUUUUCGUCAUUAGGUAUCUUCGAGCAAGACGCAUUGUGUCCAUAUAUAAUAACUAUUAUAUUAUAACUAUUGGUUUUGAGAUAAAUUGAUAUUUUCCUUAAAGAUUAAAUAUAUAUUUAAAAAAAAACACAUUUCCUCUAAUCUUCUCGAGUAUUUCAUCGUUAGUGCAUGAGUGUACAUAAGCAAGUGUAAAUUAUUUUUCUAAUUCAAGAUGAGCCUUGUAGCAUAUGACAGUAGUGACGAGGGUUCCGAAAAUGAGGAGGAGUUUAAGGAUGAGGAAGAAAAAAGCAACGAUGCAGAACAUAAUGUGAAAGAUUUACUCAACACGCUACCAAAGCCCAGACAUGUAAAUUCUGCAAAGGAUGUCGAAGAGAACGAUGAUGAUAUCUUGUUGAAAAAUAAGAUGGAAAAUCAAUUCAUAAAGCCAACAAAAAAGCAAACUGUGAAGAUAUCGAUUCCUUCUUUAUCAGAGUUUAAGGAUCUUGAGGAUGAGAGGGAGGAGAAACCUGCUAGGAUUAUACAGCCAUCACAAAAAGGUUGUGGACUCUUUGCAAUCUUAGGAUUACCAAAACAGGAGCUUGCAAGGAAAUCUUUAAUACCUCAAAUUGUUAAGAAUGCAGCAACACGAACAAAUAUCCAGAAGCCAAACAUAACGAGAAAAUCUGAUGCAAGUCAGAAUGAUUCUAAAGUGAAAGGACAAACUUCAAAUGAAUCGUGUGAUGAAUCAAAUUUUGAUGAUGAAGAAGAUGCAUCAAUAGAUUUCUUUGGAUUAGAUACAAAUAAAACUAUAUCAGAUGAUUCGGUAUCAACAUUACUAGAGUUGCCUUUGGAUGACCUCAUAUAUAAAUCAAGUACUAAGGAAGCUUCGCUUGUAAAACAUUUAGAUCAUACAACACAUAAUCCUUCCUCCGUUAAUUCUGAUAUUUCAACAAAUGAUCAAUCAAAUAACUCAAGCAAAACAUUAAUAAGUAAUGUUAUAAAUUUACCUAAGGAAGAAAUAUUAUUGAAAAAUAAAGCAGAAGUUGGUCCAAAACUACCAGUGCCUGAGCAAGAAUAUAAUGUUGAUACACAAGGUAAUGUAGUCUUUGACGAAAAAGCAAUUGAAUAUCUUUGUGGAAAACGAGGUAUAAAACGCAAAGAGCUUAAGGAAGCAGAUAUAAUCGAAAUAAACGGUGAAGAUAUAAAACCAGAUCAAAGAGAAUGGAUGGUGAAAGCAUUGACGGAGGAGCCUGUGCAGAGACCAGUAUCUAUGCAAAGCUGUGGAAUUAACUCGCAAUCCAAGAAGAAACAUCAAAUAACUUAUUUGGCGCAUCAAGCAAAAGCUAUGGAAUUAGAACUGAAAAAUCAAUGGUCUCAAAAUAGAAUGGCGCGAAAACAAGCAAAAUCGAAAUAUGGUUUCUAAGAACAAGAAAAGGAUUUUCUGUAAAAAUUUUUAUAUUUUUAUGUAUAGUGUCUUAUAUUAAUAAUUAC
This is a messenger RNA of Camponotus floridanus (Florida carpenter ant), 1494 nucleotides long. Its product is annotated as proline-rich protein PRCC. Lineage: Eukaryota; Metazoa; Arthropoda; Insecta; Hymenoptera; Formicidae. Gene Ontology annotation, cellular component: nucleus. The coding region runs from base 236 to 1426 and encodes 396 amino acids. The record is from RefSeq and is a predicted model, not a curated record. The transcript is spliced from 4 exons.